AUGGCGACCUCCAGGUUGGAGAAAAACUUCUUGCGGCUGUUGGUGAGAUGCGAGUCAAUGGCGGGGGAGAAGAGGGAAGAAAAGGACUGGCGGCUGGAAAAGUAUGUGGGAGCUCUUCAGGAAAUGUUGGUUGAACUGAAGAAGCACCUUAGCAAACCUGCCCCUGAGAUCCUAAAUGAAUAUACCCGCAAGGUGGAAUUCAUGAAGGGGCUUUUGGAGGCUGAGAAACUGCCUAACCCCACAGAGAAAGCUCUGGCCAAUCAGUUCUUAGCACCAGGAAAGACAUCAACAACGGGAAAGGAGAGGCUAUCCGCCACUCAAACGGUCCACCUCCAGAUGAAAGCCAGAUACACGGGGGAAAUGAGAGGUGAACUCCUUGGCCAGCAAACCCUGGCUCCUGAAGGUUCUGAAGUUGCUGAACUGAGAAAACGAAGUGGCCUGGAGGAUGAGAAACAAACAGCCACUGAACUGGACGCUGUCCUCCACCGUCACCACAACAUGCAGGAGCGACUCGCCGAGGAGAUGCUGAGCCUGGCCCGGAACCUGAAGAACAACACUCUGGCAGCACAGAGCGUCAUCAAACAGGACAACCAGACACUGACCCAGUCCCUGCGGAUGGCGGAUCAGAACUUCGAGAAGCUGAAGGUGGAGUCAGAGCGACUGGAGCAACACACUAAGAAAUCAGUCAACUGGCUGCUGUGGCUGAUGCUUGUCGUGGUGUGUUUCACCUUCAUCAGCAUGAUCCUCUUCAUCCGCAUCUUCCCCAAGCUCAGGUGACCCAAGACUUUGCCCAUCCCGACCUCGAGACAACACUGUGUACAGGCAGGACACUGGGGCCAGACAGGAGGAGUCCAGGGGCUGGCUUGAAAUGGCUUCACUCCACUGAAACUUAACCCCCACCAAGCUGGAUUGUAAAUGACCCACAAACAGGUAGAGCUCUGCUCCAGGUGUAAUGGACUGAAGCUGAGGCGUGGGGUAUAGACAGCGAGCACUGCCCCCUGCCCUGAGUUCACCAGAUAUUGGUCACUUCUGUAAGAGGUGGAUUUAGACCUAAAGAUUAACUUGUAAUUAAUUUAAAUAUACUGACAUUUUAUUUACAGGAUACUAGAACUGUUAACUUGGCUUCCUAUUCUGACUGACUACGUUCAAUGAUGGGCUUUUAUGAAUUUGUGCUUCUAACUUUUCAAUGAUACAUUUUCAAAAAUUAUUAAAAAUGAAUAAACCUA
Hemiscyllium ocellatum (epaulette shark) is the source of this 1226-nucleotide messenger RNA. RefSeq names its product unconventional SNARE in the ER 1 homolog (S. cerevisiae) (gene use1). Gene Ontology annotation, biological process: retrograde vesicle-mediated transport, Golgi to endoplasmic reticulum. Gene Ontology annotation, molecular function: SNAP receptor activity. Bases 1 to 777 code for a protein of 258 amino acids. The transcript has 8 exons. The record is from RefSeq and is a predicted model, not a curated record. Gene Ontology annotation, cellular component: SNARE complex; endoplasmic reticulum. NCBI's taxonomy places the organism in Eukaryota, Metazoa, Chordata, Chondrichthyes, Orectolobiformes, Hemiscylliidae.